Mizuhopecten yessoensis (Yesso scallop) is the source of this 2313-nucleotide messenger RNA. RefSeq names its product chromate reductase-like. The transcript is spliced from 3 exons. Gene Ontology annotation, molecular function: FMN binding; oxidoreductase activity. The record is from RefSeq and is a predicted model, not a curated record. Bases 36 to 677 code for a protein of 213 amino acids. Lineage: Eukaryota; Metazoa; Mollusca; Bivalvia; Pectinida; Pectinidae. Gene Ontology annotation, cellular component: cytosol.
ACUCCGGCAAUCGGCGUCAGUAGGCUAGCAGGCAAAUGUACCGUGCAUACAAGACAGCAAUCAGAAUGGCGUCGAAGACAACUUCUGAAAGACUGAAGGUUGUGGUGUUCGUUGGGUCGGCAAGAGAAAAAAGACUUGGGGAAAGAGUGAAGCUAUUCAUGCUGGAUCAGCUGAAACUGAGAAAUUAUGACAUAUCUGUUUUCGAUCCUUUAGAUAAUGAAUUCACUAUGUUGAAUAAGCCAGUGUUCUUUUACGGGAAUGAGAGAGAGGGAGCCCCACCAUUUCUAGUGGAGAAAGAGAAGAUUAUGAAGGAAGCAGACGCCUUCGUAAUUAUCUCCCCUGAGUAUAAUCACUGUAUACCGCCAGCCCUGUCUAACAUGAUUGAUCACUUUGGGGGAAGUUGCUAUUCACGGAAGCCAAGUGGGAUUGUCACGUACUCCGCAGGGCAAUAUGGAGGAAUGCGUGCAGCCAUGCAGCUGCGUGCGAUGACUGGUGAACUGGGUUGUCUCAGCGUGUCAAAUAUAUUUGGAAUUCCCAAUGCCCAGAAUUCUCUUGAUUCUGAUGGCAAGCCUCUCAAUGAUCACAUGGAGUCUGGGGCCAAAAAGAUGAUAACACAGUUGGACUGGAUGGCCUGGGCCAUGAAGAAUCAUAGAGCUGUCUCAGAAGUCCAGUUUUAACUCAUUCACCCCUGAAGACACAUAUGAACUCUUCCAAUUCAAAGGUUGGAAUAGUUCAUUAAGAAAUUUCAGGGGCAAAUGAGUAAACUCUCUUCUUACCGGAGUAUUUGCCAACUGGAUCAGUUUGACAUCGGGUUUUCUGUUUAUUAAUGUAGUGUACAAUUUAUCAGACUGUUCAUUUUGGACUGAACCAUUAACAUAUAUACAUGUAGAUUCAAGAACAGUUUGAAUAAUUGAUAUUUUCUGACUGUAUGGUUUUACCUUAGAGGGAACUACUAAAGAGACUAAUAAAAAAAAAUCAUGAAAUCUCAAUAUUUUUUUAGAUGUAGCAAUGCAUGGUGAUACAUAUUGCACAUGAAAAAUACUGCGAUAAUCUUUCCAUAUGUUGAAUAUUCAUAUUUUACUGUAGAUCUGCUGAUGUUGGCAUAAUUUGUGUUGGCGUGGGUUACGAAAAUGUGCCUUAAUGCUGCCCCAACCCUUUAUUUCUGCAAUAGCCUCACGAACACUAUACCCUAUGUACUUAUACAUAUACCUACCUUGACAAAAGAGCAAGGAUUUUACAAAAUUAUAAACCUGCCAAUGACCUGUAUACAGGGGUAUGUUUACACUCGGGUAUUUACCUGAUAGAUCUAAUUAUCUCUCCAUAAUUUAAAAGCACAGGGCCUGUUCAUUUAUAUGAUAUAUGAAGUAUGUAAUGUAUACUGAGAAAUUGUUGCCACAGUUGAAAUUUCGCCUUUUCAUACUUGACAAAAUGUCCAUAGGGGGAGAUUGCGCGUGCUAAGCAUAAAAAGCAUAAAUGAAAUGUGUGUAUGUACACCCUAGGGUGAUAGCACUUGUAAAUGACAUCUUAUGAGCUUUGUUUUCGGAUGAAAUCUUUAGAAAAUUCACUGGUUGAUCGGGAGUUAUAGGGAGAGUUGGCAAUUAUGCCUUUUUAGCUCCCUGGAAUAAGGGUGAAUUUAUCAUGACGGAAUAUUAGGAAAGGAUAUUAAAAAAGUCUGACUGAUCUCAAGUUUCCCAGUAUUUGAUUUUUUUUAUUAGUUAUGAGCAUUAAUAUGAUCACAUAUUAAUUAAUUUCUGCAUCUGGUACUUAGAGCUAUUCCUUAAAAAAUGUAUAGGUCAGUUUUUUGAGGCAGUUUGUUGAAUGUUUUGUGUCACCAAAUGGUUUUAUUUUGCUAACAUUUUACUUGUCAAAACACCACAUUUAUUUACUGUAGUUUUAGGGCUAGUGUUUUUUUUUUUACAUUUAUUCAUGAAAUUAUGAUCUCCAACCGAAAUUUUGUAAUAUGUUUAUGUGCAGCAGUUAGUUAAAUGAUUUUUUUUUGCCAUGAAAUGCUUGCUUUUGCUUACAACUUGUAAAGACAUCACAUUUAUUUGCGUUAGUAUUUCAUUUAUUUUCUUGACAUUUGUGAACGAAAUAAAUUUCUACCUUGUGUAAGAUAUCGAGGAUAUAGUUCAUGGUUUCCCAUUGAAUACCAAAGAUAUUUCACAAGUGUGGCAAAAAAUCAAAAUUGUUCACGAGUUCAAAUCACAUCAACAAUGCAAUUGCGGUCAUGUCAUCAAUACAAUGAUGUCAUGUCAUCAAUACAAUGACGUUAUGUUCUUAAUACAAUGACGUCAUGUCAUCAAUACAAUGAAU